Messenger RNA from Corticium candelabrum, 1712 nucleotides. Its product is annotated as ornithine decarboxylase-like. Bases 1 to 1395 code for a protein of 464 amino acids. Lineage: Eukaryota; Metazoa; Porifera; Homoscleromorpha; Homosclerophorida; Plakinidae. Gene Ontology annotation, molecular function: ornithine decarboxylase activity. The transcript has 16 exons. Gene Ontology annotation, cellular component: cytoplasm. The record is from RefSeq and is a predicted model, not a curated record.
AUGGAGCGACGCGCGCCCUUGCCAGUCGAUGUGGAGACUGUCGACACGUCGUCGACCCUAGAGGAGAUUCUCUACGUCGUGCUCUUCUCCGGGACGCAAGGUAACGUUUACGAUGUGGACGAUCCUUUCUAUGUUGUUAAUCUGGGAACGAUUAUUGGACAGUUUUUGAGGUGCCUGCUGCCACGGGUCACUCCGUUUUAUGCCGUCAAAUGUAACUACGACCCGGUGAUCUUGAGGCUGCUUGCUUCGUUGGGAUUAGGAUUCGACUGCACAAGCAAGACCGAAAUCAAGAGUGUCUUGGAUAUUGGAAUCGAACCGGAGAGGAUUGUGUAUGCUAAUCCUUGCAAGCAAGUGUCACAUUUGAGAUAUGCUGCCCAGCAACGUGUCUCUCUCAUGACAUUCGACAAUGAGUACGAACUACACAAAGUCAAAGCCAAUUAUCCGUCUGCCAAGUUGGUGCUGCAUGUCAAAGUCGACGACUCGAAGUUGAUCUGCCAGUUAAACAUCAAAUUUGGUGCAAACCCCAAAGACGCGCCAAGUCUGUUGAAGACAGCCAAAGAACUCGGACUGGAUGUCGUCGGCGUGAGCUUUCAUGUCGGUUCUGGCUGUUGCGAUGUAAAUGCAUUCUCCCAAGCCGUACAGAUUGCCAGGAACGUCUUCGAUGACGCAAUUGCUGCAGGCUUUAAGCCUUCGAUUUUAGAUGUCGGUGGUGGAUUUCCGGGUACUUCGGAUGCUGGUGUAUUGUUUGAAGAGGUGGCAGUCGAGCUCGAUCGUGCCUUGAACCAACAUUUUCCCACAGGGUGUGGAAUAGAAAUCAUCGCUGAACCGGGUCGUUUCUUUGCUGCUGCAAGUCACACUCUUGUCACUAACGUGUGUAGCAAGCGGGCGAGCGGCACAUUGUGCUCUGAUGUUGGGGAUGGGGUGAUCACAAGGCAGCAGUCGGAGUUUGCAGGAAAACAGAUUGACUCAAAGAAGGGGUUCAUGUAUUAUCUCAAUGAAGGAGUCUACAGUGCGUUCAAAUGCGUCGUGUUUGAGCAUGUUGAGUAUCAUAAACCAAAGACUCUCAAGAGGAUGGUCCACUGUAUCCAUCGAGUCUGUGGUGACAGCAUGGAUAGGAUCAAGGAGCAUUGUGAAUUACCGGAACUCGACGUUGGCGAGUGGCUAUACUUUGAAGAGAUGGGAGCAUACACCAAGUCUGCUGCUUCCACGUUUAACGGCUAUAGCAAGGCACACAGUUACUACAUCAUUACCAAAGAAUUAAAAUCAGAAAUGCAGCUGCUGUUGAACAAAAUCGUUGACACUGAACUGACUUCAGUUGUGGAACAGCCACGUGUGAUGCAGUCUCUGUCUUUCUCUGCGACGGCCCAUAAAACUUUAAGUUGUGAAGUUGCUUGAUUCUAUCAGCAGCUAGUGAUAGUGGAACGGUGGAUGCUAGGCAAGUAGUUAUGCUUGUAGUUGCACUGGUGGGGUAACGAGAGUCGAGGUGUAUUAGCAAGUUAUGAUGCAACGAGAUUUGUUGUUGAAGAAACAAUUGGUAAUAUGGAGAGAUGGAUGGUAGAUUGAAGGGAGAGGAUAGUCGUGUGAGAAUAGAGAAAUGAAGCACGAGUUGGAGUGCCUGUUGUGAUCGUGUAGGUAGGAAACCGGGUAUAUGGUGCAUGAUGGUCAUGGCAUGUGCAGUGAUGCAUUUGAAAUCGACUUAUGACUCUGAGUGU